This is a messenger RNA of Pieris macdunnoughi, 573 nucleotides long. NCBI's taxonomy places the organism in Eukaryota, Metazoa, Arthropoda, Insecta, Lepidoptera, Pieridae. The record is from the annotation of a GenBank genome assembly.
AUGCGACUGUGUGUGCUGUUACUGCUUGCGUGUCCUGUUCUUUGUGAUAAUGUGACCGAACAGUGUCCAAAUGUGAAGACAUCUCUGGGUAGUAUAAGGAAGAAACGGUAUUUAGUUUUUCCAGAAGGGAGUAGUUUUGUGAUGACAAUUUCCCUGGUAAAAGCGUUCAUGACGCACGCUCCAUCUGGUUGGAACAUAGCUUUGGAAAUCGAUGUGCUUUUUCCGCUACCCGAUGAGAAGUUUUCCAAUGAACACAGGAGGCGGAAGCACCAUCGACAAAAGAAAGAUAUCUGGGAACGGCUAGAAAAUGCAUUAUAUUAUCAUAACUUCAACGGCCGCGCGUGUGUACUUCGUUGCAUUUGUGAAAGCAAGAGUCACCUAGCACCUCCCGGUACAUCGCUGGUCCAUGAUUUACUGAGAGCUAUUUUUACGGCACCACUAAAAGAGGAGUAUUCAAACGAGAUCAGCGAUAUGUACAAUGAGAUAUUGGAUCCCAACUUUUGUGAUCAAGUCCACGACUGUCCCUUUUCUAUACUACAUUUUAUAUUAACUUUGAAUAAACGAAAAUAUUAG